Molecule: messenger RNA, 1983 nt
Organism: Sesamum indicum (sesame)
Lineage: Eukaryota; Viridiplantae; Streptophyta; Magnoliopsida; Lamiales; Pedaliaceae
Product: CLK4-associating serine/arginine-rich protein
Source: RefSeq, a predicted model, not a curated record
AAGUCGCAUAUCACUGUUCUCAGCCAAAUCAAUAAGAAAUUUGCACGCUAGGGUUCUGCUCUGGUCGAUCGUAGAACAGAAUUAUCUGGAAAUUUGAUUGGAGUGAAGAUUGAAUUCGGUUGGGAAACAUGUGGCAUGAGGCGCGGAGGUCGGAGAGGAAGGUGCACGAUAUGAUGGACGCGGCACGGAAGCGGGCUCAGCGCAGGGCCAUCUACCUGGCUAAGCGGCGCGGCGACCCCCAGCAGUCGAUCCAGGCCGUUGGAACCCGUUGCCGCAUCCAACGUGAUGAUGCCCUCUACCAAGCCACUGAGGAUCAGCAGGGCCUGAUACCUUGGAAUGGGAAGCAGGAUAUAUUGAUCGACAGAUUUGAUGGCCGUGCUCUUCUUGACUUUAUACGUGAUAGUAGUUCCCGACGUUUUCGGGCUCCUGAAAAAACUGAGGAAGAGGAAGAGUUAGAAGAGUUUGUUAAUUUUGAGCGUUACCGGGAUUUAAUUAAGCAUCGGCGUAGAGGAUUUACUGAUGAGGAGGGUCUACAACAUGUUAACCAACAGAUGGAGGCUAAGAUCACUGCAGCUCUUGGAUCAGACAGUAGAUCCCUUGCGACUCAGCCUCCAACAAAUAAAGGGUCUUAUUCUCAAGUUGGUUUCUCAUAUGAUGGAGACGGACAAGAAGACGUUCAAUAUUCAGAUGGUGAAGAAGAGGACGAAGAUGAGGAUGAGGAUGAGGAAGAUUUUAACAGUGAUGACAGCAACGAUGAAGCAGUGGAGUCAAUUGCUAAAGAAUUUGGAGUGAAGAGCUAUGGGUGGCUUGUAUAUAUGGAUAAAAAGGCUAAAGAGGAGGCAAGAAGGCAGAAAGAAGUGAUCAAAGGCGAUCCGUCUAUUAGGAAGCUGAGUCGCAAGGAGAGAAGGAAAGCUUCUCAGAUGGAAAGAGAGAGGGAAAUAGAAGCUGCCCGGGUUACUGGAACUAGAGUUCUUCAUCAUGACCCCUACAGGGACUCUAGAAGAAGUCCUACUUAUGAAGCUUAUUCCCGUUCCAGAAGGUCAAGGUCUCGAUCAUACUCUCCGUCACAAUCGAGGCGCUAUUCACGUGGAAUGCAUUCUGAUGAUACUUAUCGAAGCAAAGAUAGUGGUCCUAAAAUAGAGUAUAUUACUGAAUUUGGGGGCUCGGGCGAUGGGGAUGAGCCAAAGCUUGAAGGAUAUUCUCCACCACAAUCUCCUCCAUCUCAAGCUGAUGCAUUGAACCGGCCAUCAUCCGGUCGCAUACUUGAGGCUCUCCAUGUAGACCCUGCCUCUGGUGUAUCCCUUGACAAAGAUAAAAACACCAAGCUGCUGAAAACAACACCAAGCACAUCCUCUGCACUGGCAAAGUUGAGUAAAGCAUCUAGUAGUGGAAGUCUCGCUAAGCAACAGGGGGAGAAGAAGGAAACACCACAGGAACGACUUAAAAGGAUCAUGAACAAACAACUAAACAAACAAAUUAAAAAGGACACAGCAAUUGAAAUGGCUAAAAAACGAGAACAAGAGCGGCAGAGACUCGAAAAGCUUGCAGAAACAAGCCGACAUCAGCGUCGAAGCCGGAGCAGAAGUUACAGCCGCUCUCCCAGAAGAUACAGGCGGAGCCGAAGUCCAAGCAGGAGUAGGAGUUCACGAAGAUAUCAUUCACGAUCUCGCUCCCGGUCUCGCUCUCACUCUCGCUCUUCUCGAAGAUCUCGUUCCCCAUCUCGGUCCUACUCCAGUUCUCGUUCAUACUCACGCUCUCCUCGGGGAACAAGAAGGUCAAGGUAUUGAAAAGUGAGUUUGCUACCCGAGUGCAGGAACAAUAUCAGAUAUCUGCAACCAAACUACUCACUUUCUCAUGCUGUGUCUAGUUUGUUGUAGUGAUAUAGGUUGAAAGCAAGAAUAUGAUUUGUGUGCUGUGGUUAUGUUUCCUUUACCAAAUCUACAGAUUUCCUUAGGUGAUAUAAAUUAUUAUAUUGUGCUUCUA